UAUUUUAUAAGUAACUAAUAUUUUGCAAAUGCGAAUCACGAUGACGCACUAUUUUUAGUCUAGAGACAGUAUACUAAUCAUGGUUUGCAUUAUUUGUUCGCAAUUUGUAAAAUAUUAGUGCGUUUCAAAACAUAUUAAAAAAAAGUGUCGCAACCGAUAUGUCCACGACUGUACAUAAAGAGAUAAAAUUUAUGCUGAUUAUAUAUUUUUUUUCUUCCUAUUUAUCUCUAAAAGAUCUGUCUAGAUUUUCGACAUUGUUAGAUUAAAUUCAUAUAAUAGCAUAAACCCUUUUCAUAAUGGCUUUGUUAAAAAUAUAUAACUAUAUAAAAAUAUAUAAUUAAUAUGAAUAAAAAUAUUGACUUUGUCAGAGGUAAAAGCUUUUCGAUUUGAACGAUACAAGCGGUUUGCCUGUUUUUGUUUGUUGCAAAAGGGCAACUUAUCUUACUUUCAUCUUGAUUUCUUCAAAGAACAAGCGUUCCCCUUUGCAUUCUCAUGUACGCUUUCUCGUUUACCAAGGAUACCAAGUUUUAAAGCCUUCUUUUUUUUCUUUAGAAGAAUCCUUUCCCAUAUCAACUUCAAGUUUUAAAAAGCGCAGACUCAUCAUUGACAGCAAUUUUCGAUCGCACGGCUCCGACGCGUGUCGCGCGUAGAACUUUCAUCGCUCCUGCUCGCGUGUGUAUCGCGAAGGUCGUAUCGAUUUUUUUCACCCCUCCUUCCCCAGUGCCCGAAUGGCAAAUUUACAUACAAUUUCGCUCCGGGGAGAACGCAAGUUUUCUAUGUAUACAUUGGCGAGUGUGUUGAGCGAAUCCUGCUGCGAAUGAAUCUUUUAUGCCUCGCGGUUAACGGGACGAAAGUUUGAGUUUGCAGGUGCGAGACGUGUAACGAGACGUUGUAUUUAUAAGGAAUAUAUAUAGUGUAUGUACGAUAAAAAUUGACUCCAAUCGAAAUCGGUCCUCUCUCGCGCAACAUGAUAAAUUUUCAUAUAUUCCACGCGCGUCUUCGUAUCCGCGCAAAAAUCCGACGCGACAGUUUUUUUCAGCGGACUUUUUUUUCAGCGAGAUUUCUCCCAACGCCAGAUUUCUUCCUCGCGCAAUCGCAGAAUUCGAGAUAACGUGGUCCUCGUGCUCGGCAUAUCGAGCAUGGAUAUGUCGGACCUUGAUCGAUCGAGAAUCGAAAGUAUUUCGACGUCCACGUGAUGAAGAAGAUAUCUGGACUUUGAAUUCAGAGUUCGCGGAAUAUAUCUGGUAGAAAUGUUCAGGUUCUCUUCUCUUCGAAUUUCUUCAAGAUCUUUUCGUCGCUGCAGGGACGAAAUUUGAGAAGCAUGGGAAUCCGUCUGACUUGUACGUUCAGUCUCUCCUCAUCCUUCCGCGCGGCGGCGAUCGGUCUUCCCUCCUUGGAUCCUCUCUUUCUCUGCUCGUGAUUCUAUGUUGACACAUACGUGCUACAACAUAUCGCAUUCCGCAUGCCGGGCUCUUAUAUCAGCGAUACUCAAUCGAGUUUCCUCGUCAGACAGCGAGUUGCAUUUCGCGCGAGAGUCUCGAGUCAUUACCGUCGUCGUCGUUUAACCGCAAACAAUUGUAAUAAAUACCCUUAGAACAUAUAUUAUGUUUUAAGUAAAUACCACCGCAGAUUGUUAACCACAGUCAUUAAAAGUUAUCACUUAGUGGAUAGUGGUAUUUCGACAUUUACAAUUGUCGUAAAUUACGACUUAUCAACAGUCAUAGUUAAUUUGCUCGUAAUCUCUUUGACGAUUUGCGACGCUCGUCGAUUGUUCUUCCUCGCAACGUUACUUCUCCCGCAACGCGGAACGUCGCGUAUAAUAAAUCUCAACAUUUUCUGAACAUAAAUUGAAGAUUAAAAUAAGCGAGAAGCGCGAAAUAAUUAGUGCAACGAAAGAAUAAAAAAGUGACGAUGAAGAACUCGAACGGCGUGAAGAACCCCAUAGAUACCACGGAUCCGAACGAAAGCACCACGUUAAGGCCAAAGUUGGAGACCUUCGACGAUAUCCUGCCGUACGUCGGUGACUUCGGCAGAUACCAAUGGCUGCUUCUAUUGGCCUUGCUUCCCUACAGCGUGGCGUAUGCCACCCUGUACUUCUCGCAGUUCUUCCUCACUCUGGUGCCGCAGGAGCAUUGGUGCAAGAUAAAUGAAUUGGUCUCUUCAAACCUCACGCAGGAAGAAAGAGUGGAGAUCGGCAUACCAAAGUCGCAGAAUUAUCCGUAUUACGACCGAUGCCAUCGGAGGGAUUUGGAUUUCUUCAGUAUUGUAAAUCACAAGAAGGACUAUACCCGCUCGAUCGAAUGGAAGGCAAACAAAACCGUGGAUUGCAGCGGAUGGGAAUACAAUUUCACGCAGAUCCCGUACGCCAGCAUAGCGGCUGAGCUAGAUUGGGUAUGUGACCGGGAGUAUCUCAUAUCGACGGCACAGUCGAUCUUCUUCUGCGGCUCCAUCGUCGGCGGCCUGCUCUUCGGAUGGAUCGCCGACCACAGAGGUCGGAUCCCCGCCCUGGUGCUCUGCAACGGCAUCGGGUUUCUGGCCUCGGUCGCGACCGCGAGCGCGAACACCUUCUGGUCCUUCGCCGUCUGCAGAUUCCUUACCGGUCUGGCUUUCGACAAUUGCAUCAACAUCCCGCUGAUUAUCGUGCUCGAGUACAUGGCCGUGAACAGGCGAACCCUCGUCGUUAACGUUGCCUUCGGCAUAUACUUCGCCGUUGGGAGCACAGUUUUGCCAUGGAUCGCGUACUAUGUCGCAGACUGGAGAUUCUUCGCCUAUGUUAGCGCGAUCCCGAUGAUGAGCGUCUUCAUCACGCCGUGGAUUCUUCCUGAGAGCGCUCGAUGGUUCGUCGCCAACGGCAGAAUAGACAAAAUGGUGCAGAAGCUGCGGCGGAUAGCGAGGAUCAACAGGAAGUGCCCCGACACGCGCAUCUUCGAGGUCUUCAUUAGAAACUUGACCGCGACCGACACCCAAAGGGAAAGCGCGACCAUCUUCGAUAUUCUGAAGUCACCGCGUCUGGCGAAGAACGCCAUCCUGCUAAUCUUCUUCUGGUCCUUGACGAUGAUAGCUUUCGACGGCCACGUAUACUCCCUCAAGCUGAUCCCGAGCUCGGUGUUCGUGUCCUUCUCCCUCGCCUGCGCGACCGAGCUGCCGGCCGGGCUGCUGCUGACGCUGCUAUUGGACCGCUGGGGUCGCCGAUUCUGCGGAUUUAUCACCCUGGCCAUGACUUGCCUUUUCAGCUUCGCCGAACUGCUGUUACAGUCGAUCGUAGCGAAGCUGACGAUGUCGGUGCUCUCGCGAUUCUUCCUGAAUAUGGCAGCCAACGUGGGCCUUCAGUACGCCGCCGAAUUGCUGCCGACCCCGAUUAGGACGCAGGGCGUCGCAUUGAUCCACAUUUUUGGCAUUAUCGCUCAUUCCAUCGCGCCAUACGUGGUGGAUAGCGCCAAGAUUUGGGAGGGGCUGCCGAUGAUGAUCAUCAGCAUCGUGUCGUUUGCAGCCGCUACCCUGAUACUGUUUCUACCGGAGACGCUUGGUCGCGAUCUCCCGCAGACCCUACGUCAGGGAGAGGAUUUUGGCAAGGAGCAAAGUUUCUGGGCGCUGCCCUGCUGCGAGAGACCGCGUUCGAGUCGACAUCGACAUUAUCGUCCAAGCGAGCUGUAGUCUUUUCAAUUUUUAUUAUAUAUAUAUAAAUAUUAUAAAACAAUGCUCGGUAUGAUCGCCGAGGAAAUGUAGUUACUUAAAAGGGGGAAAAAAAAGAAACUUACGUCUCUCGCACGUGAUAAUGUAAUAACUAAUUAAGGUUUCUUUUGUACGAACUAAUAAAGUUCGCGGACCAGAUCGGAAUGAUCUCACAGGAGCAUUUUUCUGGGAGAAUUUACUUGUUUGUAGAGUAAAUGCAUUAGAACAAAGUUUACACGAGGA
This is a messenger RNA of Wasmannia auropunctata (little fire ant), 3915 nucleotides long. Its product is annotated as organic cation transporter protein-like. The transcript has 10 exons. Bases 1912 to 3654 code for a protein of 580 amino acids. Gene Ontology annotation, molecular function: transmembrane transporter activity. NCBI's taxonomy places the organism in Eukaryota, Metazoa, Arthropoda, Insecta, Hymenoptera, Formicidae. The record is from RefSeq and is a predicted model, not a curated record. Gene Ontology annotation, biological process: transmembrane transport.